This is a messenger RNA of Cololabis saira (Pacific saury), 2042 nucleotides long. RefSeq names its product calsequestrin-1-like. The coding region runs from base 61 to 1647 and encodes 528 amino acids. Lineage: Eukaryota; Metazoa; Chordata; Actinopteri; Beloniformes; Belonidae. Gene Ontology annotation, biological process: regulation of skeletal muscle contraction by regulation of release of sequestered calcium ion. Gene Ontology annotation, cellular component: sarcoplasmic reticulum lumen. Gene Ontology annotation, molecular function: calcium ion binding. The record is from RefSeq and is a predicted model, not a curated record. The transcript has 12 exons.
CCCCCAGCACCCAUAGGCUCUGAGAAGAGGCGUCCGUGCAGCUACCUGGUGACAGUAACCAUGAAGUGGGGCUGGGUGUUGGUAGGAGUCUUCCUUACUUUGGGGACCUUGUCCUGGGGUGAUACGGGCUUGGAGAUCCCAGAGUAUGAUGGCAAAGACCGUGUCCAUACCCUCACUCUCAAGAACUACAAGUCCAUCAUGAAGAAGUAUGAUGUGAUGGUGAUCUACUACCACAAAAAUGUGGAUGGGAAUCGUAGUGCCAUGAAGCAGCUUCAGAUAGAGGAGCUGGCUCUGGAGUCGAUCACAAGAGAAGCAGCGUUUAUCGUUCAGCUCGCAGCCCAAGUUCUGGACGAAUUUGAUGACGAGGACAUUGGCUUUGGCCUGGUGGAUCAAAAGAAGGGUUCCGCUGUUGCCAAGAAGCUGGGUCUGGAUGAAGUGGAGAGCAUCUUCAUAUUUGUAGAGAAUGAGAUAAUUGAGUAUGAUGGAUUGCUGGCUUCAGACACCAUCGUUGAGUUCCUGUAUGAUGUGAUUGAGGACCCCAUUGAAGUCAUCGAAAAUGAGCGGGAGCUGAAGGCUUUCCACGCCAUGGACGAAGUCAUGAAGCUGGUCGGCUACUUUAAAAACGACAAGUCCAGUCAUUUCCUCGAGUACGAUGAUGCUGCGGAAGAGUUCCACCCCUUCGUCAAAUUUUAUGCAACAUAUAACCCCAAGAUUGCCAAAAAGCUGAAACUGAGGAUGAAUGAGGUGGACUUUUAUGAGCCGUUCAUGAACGAGCCUGACCCCAUCCCUGGGAAGCCCUACAUCGAGUCUGAGCUGGUUGAAUUUAUUGAACAACAUGACAGGCCUACUCUGAGGAAGCUUGAGCCUCACAGCAUGUAUGAGAUCUGGGAGGACGAUAUUGAUGGAGAACACAUUGUUGCUUUUGCCGAGGAGGAGGAUCCAGAUGGUUUUGAGUUCCUGGAGAUCCUGAAGGAAGUGGCACGUGAGAACACAGACAACCCCAACCUCAGCAUCAUCUGGAUCGACCCCGAUAAUUUCCCUCUGCUGGUUCCCUACUGGGAGAAAACGUUCGGCAUCGACCUCUCCUCUCCUCAGAUCGGCGUGGUUGAUGUCGCGGACGCUGACAGCGUGUGGAUGGAGAUGGACGACGACGACGACAUGCCCUCCGCUGAUGAGCUCGAGCAAUGGAUUGAUGAUGUCUUAUCUGGAAAGAUUGAUCCAGAUGAUGAUGAUGAUGAGGAUGAGGACGACGAUGAUGAUGAUGAUGAUGAUGACGACGAUGACGACGAUGAUGACGACGAUGAUGACGAUGAUGAUGAUGAUGAUGAUGACGACGAUGACGACGAUGAUGAUGACGACGAUGAUGAUGACGAUGAUGACGACGAUGAUGAUGAUGAUGAAGAUGAUGAUGGUGAAGAUGAUGAUGAUGACGACGAUGAUGACGAUGAUGAUGAUGACGACGAUGAUGAUGACGAUGAUGAUGAUGACGAUGAUGACGAUGAUGAUGAUGACGACGAUGAUGAUGACGAUGAUGAUGACGAUGAUGAUGAUGACGAUGAUGAUGAUGAUGACGAUGAUGAUGAUGACGAUGAUGAUGACGACGAUGAUGAUGACGAUGAUGAUGAUGACGAUGAAGAUGAUGAAUAAAUGUGUACAACAGUCCAUCAAUCAAAGCUGCUGAAAGCAGAACCCCAACGCAGAACCACCUAACCUGAACAUCUUGCAGAGGACAGACUCGUCUCUUUGCUUUAUGUUUUCUCACAUGGGACAAAAGUAACGACCUGGAAGACGCCACCAUGAGGGGAGGAGCUUUUCUGAGGACCGCCCUCUCUGGCGACGAGCAGGGCUGCAGCUUAGAAUGAUAGGCGUACGUGUCCUCGCCUCUGGUGAUCACAACGUGAAGCCACCAGAGCUAACGCUCCCAAACCGUCUCGGUUUAACGCCGCAUUUUCUUCAAUUUACUUUUUUAUCCUCUGUCACAUUUUCUACUUGUUGAAGAGAAGAAACACUGUUUAAGGAAAUAAACCUAAACUCACUGGACA